GCUGUGUGUGUGUGAGUUGUCGGUGUCUUUACAUUGUGCUUCAUGUGUUUACACUGACGGAGUGACAAGUGACCCGUUUCACAAAGAAAGUGCCGUGAUCUGUUAUCAUUAUCACUGAUAAUUUCCUAUAGUUGUGGUUAUUUUGACCGAAAAAUGCCGUAAGCAGACAACAAAUCGUGUUUCUUGUGCUAAGUUCUUCUGUCGGAUAAAAACUUCUACUCUGUGUACUUCAGAUCGUUAUGAUCCAAUCAUGGGGGAAGCUCAGGAAUUGUUGAUACCCCCUGAUUUUAAUUUUUGGACUUUCAUUCAAAACGUUGAGUGGGGAGAUCCAUGGCUGGUAGGGUUGAUAACGUUUCAUAUCAUAGUCACACUGACAGCAGUAUUGACGAGAAAUCAUAAUAACUUUCAAGUUAUUUUAUUCCUGUUACUACUUUUACUUGUUUACUUCUCGGAAAAUCUCAAUGAAAUGGCAGCCACCAAUUGGAGGAUAUUUUCAAGGCAACAGUAUUUUGAUGGCAAAGGAAUGUUUGUCUCCUUAGUGUUCUCUGUGCCAAUACUUCUCAAUUGCAUGGUCAUGGUGGCAACAUGGCUCUACCAAUCAAGUCAGCUUAUGAUACAGCUGAAAAAAGCGCAGCUAAGAGAAAAGUCAAGACAGUUGCAGAGCAAUAAAGCAACCAAGGAUUCUGAAGAAAUGCAUGGCAGUAGUAGGAGUUCAAAACAGAAAGCCCAAUAGUGAGUCAUGUGUCUAUGUUCUUCAUUCGAAGUGAUUUCUCAUCUUUAAGAUUUUCCCCACCUCCAGAAUUUAGUGCAUUAAACCUGGGCUGCCUGAGCAUUUUACUCUCCUCUGUAGCUUGUAUUUAAGAAUAGAAUCAGUCAAUACAGAUAGCCUUUUUUUUAGUAAUUUACACUGAAGAUUAAACUCUGUAUGACAAAUUGUAGCAAUGAACUGUCACAGAGUGAUGGGGCUGCGCACCGUUUCAAUGAACCAUUACCUCUAAUUAGGUAGCCUAAAGGAUCUGUUCAAUCAUCAUUCAACUUGUUGUCAGCACAUAAGUUUCAGUAGAACAUUCAUGGAUGUAUCACUUGAAUUGACUAUAAUAUACAUGAACCAACCAACAAUAUCCAACUAUCACAGACCUUAUUCCGAGUAACAACGUUUUUAAAGUUGGAAAUUAGGGUAAGUCUUUCAACAGAAUUAAGGAGGCAUGUGUAAAAUGCAGGAUCAAAAAUAAGAAGAAUUGCAGAAUUGCAAACCUUGUUUGGGAUAUACAUAUGGAUAAAUUGAAAAGCCCUACUAUUCUUUGAAAUUUUGAGCAUUAUUUUGAUUAACAGACAUUUCUUCCAAUUUUCAUUUUUUCAAAUUUUGUCUUCUGAAAAGCUCUGAAAGAAAGUGCAAAAAUACAUCGAUAAAUUCAAAUUAAUGACAGAAACUUGCGUAAGAUCAAGUUUUUGCAAUUUUUUCUCUGUGUGGAAAGGUUCAUUUCAUUUUAUUUUCAUCUAAAUUCAUUAUUGAUAAUUGAUAAAAUGGUACUUUCACCCUGUGUCUGUAACUUAUCAAGCAUGAUUCCAUUCCCUGUAUUAAGUGCUCUCUCUUGUGACUGAAUGAUUGACAUAAACAAUUCCAUUCAGGUCAAGAGAGGAUUUUCAUCCUUUUUUCUGUACAAAUAAAGUCUCCAAAAAUUUGCUGAGUGUUGUUCUUAAAAUAUAACAUAUCUCAGCCGAAAGGAAUGAAUUAUGACAAAGUGUACUGUACUGUUUUUAGAUUUUAUCAAGAAAUGAAUUUAUUGCAGUCCAUUGGCUUCUAACAAUUUUCCUAGUUAACCGUAUGUUUCUUGCCUCUUGCUGAGAUCAGAAUUCAAUGAAUCUAGAUUAUUCAAAUUUGUAUUGGCUUUGAUUUGUAUGAAUAUUUUUCUUAUAAAAUUUUCAGUUCAUAGGGAUUGAACUUCGAUUUGCUUGAUCGAAAUAUUUUCUCAUUGCAAUUGCUAGAAUUAACACAAUUAGGUUCUGAUAUUGAAGGAUGCUUGACCAGGAAAAUCAGGCUGUUCUUUUUCCAAGCAAUAACCGUAAUGCCUUACUGUGAAUGCGACUUCUUAUCCAGCAUUUGAUAAAUAUCCUAGGAUUUUCAAAGGUGUAUAAUGAGUAUAUCCGUACAUGAUGAUCUUGUGUAUGUAGGAAUUCUGAGGGGUGCAAAAAAUGUCAAGUGUUUUGAUUUUUUACAGAUCGCAUCUAGCACCAGGCAAACCUAGAGCCUUGAACAUUUCAAAAGUGAUGCAUUCUUGUUGCAAUCUUUUUAGAAGAAGGGCAAAUUGCGUAUUUAAUUGUGGAAUGGGGCAUUUUUUCCUGAGGUAAUUGAAAUUGGCAGUGAUGUACGAAAGCCUGAUAGUGGCAACUGGUCUUGUUUUUUGCACCCCUACAUAAUUAGUCUUUUGAAAACACCGGUUUCUCCUAAUUCUAAUCUUACCAUAUAUUCUUCAGCUUUUAAAAGCUCGUUUAAGAAGUGAACUUUUUUUUUUGGUCCUCUGUAACUUUAAAUCACUGGGUGAGUGUCAACUAAUUUUCCAAGUAUUUUAUAAGCAACUUUUUUGUGAAACAGGUGAAAAAACUUAACAUAACUAAAUGUUGUUUAGCACUUGCAAUUCAUGUGGAUUCUCACUAAAGAUUCAUUGAUCAUAGUUCCUGUCAGAAAUUUUCUAUGACAUGUGACUUACUUAAAUUUGGCAGUAUUUAUAGUAAUUAAGUGGUAUUUCAUGACCUCAUCAUGACAAUAGUUCUUUCGAAGCUAUGACAAAAUAAAGUCUCUUUUCGUCCUAUCAUAGGUCCAGGACCCCAUUCUCAUCUUAUUCUUGUUCAGCCAUGUAGAGAAAAAUCCUCAUUUUCAGCCAAAAUUGAACACAAAAAAACUAUUGUAAUUGUUCAAGGAACGUCCUUUUUGCUAUUUAUUUGUCAAUAGUAAACUGGAGGAGGAAGCUUUGGAGGAAGAAAGUUUUUUGCAUUAAAAUAUUAGCACCAAUCAAUCACUUUUUCCUGUAGCAUCUUUGAGGAACUUAAAAAGUAUUAUUGUUAUUUUCUAUUCAAUAAUAUGUUUUUUUAGUCCACUCACAGUAAUUUUAUUAAAAAGGAGAGAACUAAUCAUAAGUAGGGAAGAGAUUAUAUUCUUUGUAUGUUGUCAUUUUUUCCCCCUGUUCACUUUUACAUCAUAUUUAUCAAUGUCAGUUUUCCCAAAAAUUUAUGAUCCAGUGACCAUCUACUCUGUUUUUAUUACUUACUUUCCUUCAAAUUCUUUUGAAGUAAUAAUUCAAUUUGGUAACCUUGCAACAGGUAUCAUAUAAAUAAAACCAUUGAAAAUUAAUUUUAAGAACUAUAGCAUCUAUUUAUCAGCUUGCCUUGUGGAUAAGUCUCCAUCGUCUGCUCCCAAUCUUGAUGGGUUCUUCUUCAAGAACAUCGCUUUGCAAUCACCCAAAAUUCUCUUCAUCCUUUUUAUUUUUAUUCGUAUCCAAGAUUCAAAAGUUGAACCAACAGGGGUGUUGAAAUCAAAUCCAGAACUUCAAAAUAUAAUGAAAUACUUUUGUUCAGAUACAAUUUUGGACUUGUGUUUCUUUAGAAAUUCAAUGUAAUUCCAUUUCUCCAUGUUGUGUGUUAUUGUAAUCUAAAGUUUUUAAAUGUGUUUUAAUGGAAAUUACAUUUUGCUUUUAGUUGUCAUAUGCUGGCUGGUAAAUUGGCAUUAAGAAACAUCACAUGUACUUAGGUUUCCAUUGUGUGAGGAUCAGUACUCCUCAAUUUUUUUAGCAUUAAGUUAUGAGCUUCAGUUUGACUAAAACAAAUAUGUCAUAGUAAUUAUUGUUUCAAUUAAGUUAAAAGUUAGCAAAGCCAUUCAAAUUUUUAAACUCUACAUGAUCUCAGUGUGCAGACAAAUGCCAUCCGGCCUUUUUUGCACCGUUCCAAAUAUAUAUGAAGAAUGUCUAAAGUAAUCAAAACAAUCUGAUUAUCGCUGUAAUAAAGCAGUCUUUUAAUCGAAUAGAAACGAGAACUCGUUGGAGAUUUGGAAAUUUGGCACUGGUUAGAUGAAUGAUAAAUUUCUAUUCAUUUUCUGGAGUGUGGGCCUUUAAAUACUUUAAUGAGAAACGAAGGGCUGAUAUGAAGUUUAGCAAUUGAGAAUGAAGAACAGUCCUUUGACACUUCUCAAUCUCCCACUUAAUUACUCAGCUGUGAGUGUAAAUGUUGCACAGGCUUCCUUGAAAUAAUUUUGGAAAAUGUUUAGGUAUGCUAUUGUUCCUUAACCCUUUGACGUCCGAGUUUUGUGUAGCGCCGCGUAACCCCCCGCGGCCGGGUUUAGAGCAGAAAAAACAUGCAGAAUUUUUUAGUAAUCUUACCUUUUCUCCCCUUGUUGUCGACCGAUCUUGAUGAAAUUUUUUGUGGUUAUUUGUGAAGAUGCACUGAAUAGAAUCCACUACUUGUCAAACGAAUAUUUUCAAAAAUUUUGAAGAAAAACACUUGAAAAAUCGAUAUUUUAGGGAAAGAAGAAAGAAAAUUUAUUUACCAGAUCACACACUAUCUAUUUACACUGUAGGAUGCAGAAAAGGCACUGUAAUUUAAUCAAGCCAAAAGAACUCAUAAAUCAAAGAGGAAAAGAGGCUAUAAAACUAAAAAUUUGAUUAUAGAAAAGUUGUUCAAAAAGUUGAUUACCGGAAAGGGUAAAAUACUGGAAAAAAGAUACUAGAAGACAGGACCGAGGACUUUUCUAUCAUGCACUAAAAUCUUGACUUGGUGUGAUAGUUUUUAAAACAAGGGUCCACGCACAAUGCAACAUCACAAUCUGUACAUUCAUAUCUUGUUUCUUUUCAAACCUUAGCUUUUAGUGCUGUGUGAGCGCAGAUAUGACAUCUUUUCGUAGGAAACUUCUUUUUGUCCGUUUCUGGAAUCGAUGAUGGGUAAUGCCGUCCUGAAAGUCUUGUAGGAUUAUCAUGGGAUGAAGUAGGAUCAAUUAAGUUCUGUUGAAAAUCUAGUGCACUUAUUUUUUUCCCGGUGACUUUUUUAUAGAGAGCAUGCCCGUUCAAUAAAGUUAGAUCGAGUAAGUGGAAAAAAACUUUCUUGUACCACUUAGUACUUUUUCUGACUGAUGCUGUUGUACUGAGUAGUUGAUCAGUCUGAUCAACUGCACCCAUAUUUUCAUUAUAAUUGACAAUUGCAAGUGGUUUGGAAACUUUAGUGUUGGAACCUCGCUUCUUCACAUUUUUCAUCCCAAACUUGUCGAUGGAGGAAAUCAUGUGUACGUCACGUUUAUCACUAUAUUUGACAGCCAUCAUUUUCUCACAGUGCCGCCCAAUCAUCUCAUGGCGAGCAAUUAUUGGAAAUUUAGGCAUACCUUUACGGUUAGCUUUUAUCGUACCACACAAGUUCGUUCCUAAGAAUUUUAGGAGGGCUCAAAGAGUAGGGCUGCAAUACCAAUUAUCGGUGAACUGAACACGUUAUGCCCAAGGUUGAUGUGUGGUUGCAUUAGAUUCACAACAAUAGCACCUGAUUUUCCUAAACGAUAUUCAUCAGUCAUUUCAGUCGAAGCACCAGUGUACAUGAUGAGCUCAAGAAUAUAAUGAGUAGCGCCAUCACACAAAGCAUAAAAUUUUAUACCAAAUCUGGCUCUUUUUGUCUUGAUAUACUGUUUAAAGGCCAGUCUUCCUUUAAAAAGGGACUAACGACUCGUCAAUAGCAACAUUUUGAUAUGGCUUAUAUAAUUUUUUAAAAUUUGCUUUCAGCCGAUCUAAAACAUUUCUGAUUUUGUGAAGUCGGUCACCUCUUUGCUGCUCCGCAUUGGAGGAGAAAUGCAGCAUUUUAAAAAUAAGAAUUAAUCUAUUUCGUGCCAUAAUUUUUGAGAAAAUUGGUAUGGUAAGGAUGGCUUUUGUUGACCAGCAGCUCCUAACAUCAUGCUUUGAGUGUACGGCCACUAAAAAAAUCACCGCAAAAAAUAAAUAGAGCUCACCAGUAGUGACUUUGGUCCAUCGACUCAUAUAUUCCGGAACAAAUGCCAUGUUUUCCAAAGCAUAGUUAUAGAAGGCAUUUGAUUCGUCUUUGAUUAGAGUAACUAGUUCUUAUCAAAUAAUUCUUUGAAGAAAUCAAUCUCACGCGAAUCAGGAGAGAGAGAUCCCUGAUAACCUGGAUUCUGCACGGUGAAUUUGUGAGGCUUUGGUUUGUAUUUAGGGCUACACUUCUUCCACUUCAGAUCAUUGAUUCGUCGUCUUUCUUCUCGGUAUUCACCAUUUCUUUCAAGAACAGGGUAUCUUGAUAGAUAUCGUAGGUAGCGCAAACUUCUUCAAGCGCUUCCCACAUGGACUUGGCAUCGUCUAUAUCAAUCACAUCAUCAAGAAAAGAAUCACUGACAUGCUCUAUGAUUAAAGCUCUCGCUUGCUGGUUCAACUUCUUUCUACGGGUGAUUUCGCUAGACGGUAGAGCAUCAUCAUCUUCCACUUCUCUCUCUUCACGAGUGGUUGCAUCAACAAAGACAUAAGGACCAAAACCCUGAACGGCGUCUCAACACCCCUUCUUCAUUAGGUGUGCCUCCAUCCUGACCGACCACACUUCAUAAUUGUCGUCGUCUAGGGUAGGGAUUGCAACUUUGUCUUUAGCCAUUGCUAACUUCAACACGUUAAAGAGAAUUUGACUUACAAGUACUAAGAAUCCAGGAGGUGAUUCAGGUUAUGCUUCAAAUUCAGACACCUUCUUCCUUUAGCACAACACGCUACGCACACGUUACGCACGCGCUCGGAAUAGGCCACGGCAUCGGCACACUAAACUCGGGGAAAACGCGAAAACGCGUCUCGGAAGCGCAUGAGUCUCAUAAUCUAUUGAAUUGAGUGAUAAAUUCAAUACAGGUUGAUUGUCAUAGUAUGCUACCACUUCACCUCUAUCAUUGCGAACGAUUUCCCCAGUCAAAUUUUCGUCUUCAUCAUCAAUUAUAGCUGUGGAAGGUAUGACAUAAACAGCUUUUUGACGAAAAAGGAAAUACAGGAGGCUUCCGUUGAUUGGUGUUUCAACUAAAAGACCUCUCACUUUCCGGAAUUCACUUCUUCCUAACUUGAAAUUUUGAUUACCGAAAUUGUUUUCGUGUUUUUAAGGAACUUUAACUUGUGUAGGCCCCUAACGGUAUUCAUAGUGAAAAUGCUAUUACAACCUACAUUCAUUGAGAAUGAUAUUAGCCAGAAGCAGUUGUAUGUUAAGAAUGAGUUAAAAUAGUGCCAGUCCAUCGGGAAGGUAACUUUUCUCAAAGCUCAGUAUGCUCAGAACAUCAUACCUAAAAAUCAUGAAUCAUAAAGAAGUCUGAAUGUUUAUAUUUCUAGUGCAGAUUCCAUCAUCACAAUAAGUAAGUUUCAAAAGAAGCUUUCAUCUAAAAUAUAUGUUUUUUUUUAUUGGAUAUCAUUUACAAACUAUCAAUAUCAAAAUAGAAAGAGAGGCCUCUGUCAUAUGUAUUUCUAAAAUGUCUUCCUCUGGUAUUAAAAAAUUCAGAAAUUACUUGGAGUAAAAAGAGUUUUCAUGUUAGAAAUUAAUUUUAUUUUCCAAUUAAUCAGAAGACAAUGUAUGGAUUUAAAUUUUAUGUUUUUUCAAAAUUUUAUGCAGAAAUGUACAAAAAGAUGUUAGAAAAAGAUUACUGAAGCAAGGUGUAAGUACUUACAAGUAACAUUGGUCAGCCUGACAGAUAUAAACACAUGUCAGCCCAUUUAAUUACUGUCAAGUGUACUUGUCAAAAUUUGUUUCUUUUUUUGAAGUCGUGAUUUCGCUAGUUGUUUUCGACCUAAUUUUUUGGGAAGGGAUGUAGAGUGCACCGCAUUUAUUCUUAUGAUUUUAUGGCCCAGUGUGAUCUGAACAUUAUUUUUAAGUGCACUUCAAAAGAAAAUAGUUGGCCUGUCUGUUCCAAGGUUUUUCUGAAUCUAUUUUUUGACAGAAAUCCGCAACAAAACUAACAUUUUAAAAAGAAAAUUUUCGGUCUUUAAAAAAAUUUGAAAAAAUUAUUAUUCAGUUAUGUGUACAUGUGUGUUGUUUACUUUUUCCACAGGGUUUUGAAUUUUAUGUGGAGAAUAAUUAAAAUUGGAGUAAUCGUGUAUCCAAGUUGUCUUGAUUUUUUAAUAGUUACCAUAGCCAUCAAAUUAUUUGUUUCCUUCUCCAUUAUAAAUUUUCUGCUCUCAACUUUUUGUGUGUGUGGUUUUAACUUUAGUAUGCAUCUCUGAGUUUUAAAUUAUCUUUCCGAUAAGAGUCAGGAAAAUACGUAUUCCCACCAUGACAGUACUUAUUGUACCAUGGGUUCACUUUUCCUUCCUCUCUAUUUUUCCUUCUCAGCAUUUUUUAAUGGAUAACCUCACGAAUAACUUAAUUGAUCUUUUUUAAAUGCUUCCAAAAAAAAAAAAAAAAAAGAAGUACGUAGAGUAUUUGAGAUAUCGACAAAAUCGUUAGAAUUUAUGAUCCUCUUAAUGAUUUCAACUUUGAGAAAACAAAGUGUUGAAGAGUGCAAGCUAAAUUUUUCUUGGUCAACAGAAAUCGUUUUUUGUUCGGUUUUUUUUUGCACCUUUUACUUGGUUACCAUAAAUUUAAGUUCAUAAGUAUCAAUCUGUCAACAAAUGUGUUUGAACAUUUUAUUUUUGUGUGUUAAAUUGGUCAAUUUAUCAAUUCCUCACGCCUUUGUUUGUCUCAAAGCAUUAAGAGGGUCAUCUUUACUUUGAAUUCAGCUAUUUGAAUAAAAAUGAAAUAUAUUUAUUCUGACAUGAGUCUCCUAAGAUCCAUAAGAAUACAUGAAUCACAGGCCUCAUGUCUUGAUUGAUGUAGUUCCUUUUAAUUUAAAUGCAUCCAGUCGUUUCAGGCUUUGCAGGAAUGUAUACUACCAGAUUGAGCUCCCUUUAAAUAAUUUUUGUAUAAGCUAUAUUGUUAUUGUUGAAUCCAAUAGUCGUUUCCCCUUUAUCCAGUGAGAAAAAUUAAAGUUAAAGCCUGUCUUUGCUUUCUCAGUAUUUAAUAACCUUACUUCGAUCUGUAAAAUCAUUUCAAGUCAUGGCGUAGUACCUAUGUCGGAGUUAUUGCUCCUGUGUAUCUACUUUGCCUCAUUCUUGCAUUUAUGGUUAUUGCAAAUGAAAAAAAAUAUUAAUAAUGUUUUGUUUUUAAAUUUUACUGACUUGCUUGCAUUCUAUUUUUUCUUUUUGUAAAAUUAGAAAAAAAUGUAAACGACAAAUAACUGUGAUUAAUUAGACCCUGUAAUUUUGUGAAUAAAUUAGAAUUGAAUAAUGAA
Messenger RNA from Bemisia tabaci, 9259 nucleotides. It is a transcript of the gene Tmem18, whose product is annotated as transmembrane protein 18. The record is from RefSeq and is a predicted model, not a curated record. Lineage: Eukaryota; Metazoa; Arthropoda; Insecta; Hemiptera; Aleyrodidae. Gene Ontology annotation, cellular component: nuclear membrane.